UUUACAGAAUACAAUUAAAAUGAAUUCAGAUCUUACCAAAAAAACUCUCUUUUUUUUUUAAAAAAAACAAUAAUGUUUUUAAUUAUAUCAAACUUGUCAAGAAAAUUACUGGAAAGUUGUAAAAGAAACAAAAAAAUAAAAAAUAAAAAUCUUCAUCUUCUUUGUGCCCUUUCUCCCCCAUUCCCAUCCCCCGCGCAUGCGCCGCUGCUGUUCUUCAACCCUCCGACUUUGGCGCGCCACCAAGUACCCUUAUCCUCAGCGCGCACCACAUUAAGCCUGUCAUCACCCACCAACACCGCUACAAUGAAAUCGUCUAGCAGCUUUUCCUACCAAAAACCCAUCUUUCUCAAUCAAACCCCAGCUACCUCCAUUAUUCGCCGAUCCCGCGAACGUCUUGCCCCCAGGCGAAUGGGCAGCGAUUCUGCAGAAUCUGGUGAUAGAAUUUGGGAAUAGCAGCAGCAAUGGAUGGGGUAAUGUCUGAUGGAGAGGAAGAAAGGAAAAGAAAAGUGUUAAGAGAAUAUUUUCGUCUUUUCACUUUUUCAGUUUUUGUUGAUUUCUUCUUAAAUUUAUAAGCGAGGGCGAAAUAGUCUAUUUCAUAGUUUCCAUUAAAUUUUAUUGACUGCCGUUAACUAAGUGGGAGGUAUAUGUAAUUUUAAUAAUAAAAUGGGGAAAUUUUGUAUAUUCUUGUAAAAAUAAGGGAAGCUGGUGUAAUUAUUCCUAUUCUUUAUGCAACCUCAAUUGUUUAUUUCGGGUACAUUGGUACGCGAAUCCUUAGCUGCCUUCCAGAAAAUACAGAGCAGGUCAGGAUACUGAGUCACGGACAAAAUGAAUCUUGGAACAUGGAAAAUUGGAUUCAACUUCCACUACGCUGCUGUUGGUUUCUUUCUCAUAGCUUUGGUUUCUGCUGCGCUUUAUCUAACAAGCGAAAAUGGGGGCAUCCUACAAGCCCGGGACUCGCAGCAGACCGCAAGAAAAGAAGAGGAAAUCAGAUUAUACAAUGAAGAGGGAAUUCCGGGGACUGAUUCGGUUGGGUGGUGCAACUUGUUUUCAGGCAGGUGGGUUUAUGACAACCCAUCAUCAUCAUCAUCAUAUCCAUUAUACAAUGAGGCAAAUUGUUCUUUCAUGCUGGAUGAGUUUGCUUGUGAGAAGUAUGGGAGAAAGGACUUCAAAUAUCAGAACUGGAGAUGGCAGCCUCAUGAUUGUGAUCUUCCAAGGUUUAAUGGGACAGCAUUGUUGGAGAAAAUAAGGGGGAAGAAGCUUGUUUUCGUCGGGGAUUCCUUGAACAGGAACCAAUGGACGUCACUGCUUUGCCUUAUCGAGUCUUCCAUCCGUCAAUCCUCACCUAAACUGGUGAACCGAGACGGCAAUAUGUUCAUCUUCCAGGCAACUGAUUACAACGCAACAAUCGGGUUCUAUUGGUCUCCGUUCCUGGUGGAGUCCAAUUCUGAUGAUCCAUACAGACAUCAUGUGAAAGACCGUAUAAUUCGAAUUACGGCUAUAGAAAAGCACGCGAAGCACUGGACUGAUGCAGAUAUUCUCAUCUUCAAUUCCUUCAUGUGGUGGCUUGAGCCAACCAUGACUGUCUUAUGGGGAUCAUUCGGCAGCCCUGAUGCAAUCUACAAAAGAGUAGAGAUGAGGCUGCGUCUUUAUGAAAUGGCUCUAAGCACAUGGGCAGAAUGGUUGGAAAUCAACAUCAACCGCACCAAAACUAAGCUCUUCUUCAUGAGCAUCUCACCUUAUCACUAUCACGGUGAAAGUUGGGAUGAGCCGCAGAACUGUUACAACGAAACUGAGCCAAUUACGAAGGAGAGUUACUGGGGAAUUGCAACAGAUCGUGACAUGAUGCGCAUAGUGAAAUCAACUAUACAGAAGCUGGAAACAAGAGGGCUGAGAAUUGAAUAUCUCAACGUAACAAAUUUGUCUGAUUACAGAAAGGAUGCUCAUCCUUCUAUCUACAGGAAAUUUCACCAACCUCCAAGUCAAGAGCAAUUAGCAGACCCCAAGAGCUAUUCUGAUUGUGUACAUUGGUGCCUUCCAGGAGUCCCUGAUACCUGGAAUUACAUCCUUUAUUCUUACAUAAUCAACUCCACAUAAAAAUACAAACUUUGCAGUGAAAGAUGACAAGAAAGGGAUUAUAGCUUAGAAUCUUCUUAAGUUAGUUCUUCAAUUUUAUUCACAUUUUUUGACUGAAAGUAUUCGUUUGGAUUUUAGAACACUUGUCGUAUUUUAUACUUUCAGACAAAAUCCGUCGGAGAUUAUUUUUGAAUUGUAGUGUCAUUAGAUUAUGUUUGAUCUCAUACGGAGAUCAAAAUAUUUUAUAGAUCGUCGUGAUCUUGUGCCAUCAGAA
Sesamum indicum (sesame) is the source of this 2347-nucleotide messenger RNA. Its product is annotated as protein trichome birefringence-like 34. Gene Ontology annotation, molecular function: O-acetyltransferase activity. Gene Ontology annotation, cellular component: Golgi apparatus. Lineage: Eukaryota; Viridiplantae; Streptophyta; Magnoliopsida; Lamiales; Pedaliaceae. The record is from RefSeq and is a predicted model, not a curated record.